UUUAUUAAGUCGGGUUAUAUAAAUGGAAACGUAUAUGACAUCACAAGAUAUGUUAGGGAAUACAUUAGGUUCACUUCCUUUGCUCUAUCUGGUCAAUAACUGGUGACAUCAUGAUGUGCUAGGAUGGCUGAAUGCUCAGCAGGAAGCAGUUUUACCGCAGAGGUCUUAUAUCAGUAUUAGAGAAAAUCAAAGUAAACAGCUCAGCAUCCAGUCGAGCUCUUUACCUCAUGAAGAGGUCAAAGAUAGUAUCACUUCAUGUUCAGAGAAGCAAGUGCACUACGAAACUUACAAGCAGAUAAAAUCAGCUUCAUCUAAGAAGACACCCGGAAUUUCAAAAACUCAGAUCUAUGAGAAACUCCUCAAGCCCUUCAAGCACCAGAAAAGAGUGGUCACGACUCCUGUUACCCACAAAGAGACAACCGUCUACAUCUGAAAGUACGAAGGGUGCGACAAAGAGUACACAAAGAUCUGGAAUCUGCUCGACCACGUCCGCAUGCACGAAGGCAUCAAGCCGUACCAGUGUGACUCUUGCUCGAAGUCGUUCACGCAGAAGGGGAACCUCAAGAAGCACAUGAAGCAGCACCAGCUGAAGACUAUACGCGAGAGAAAGAGAUUCGAGUGCAGAAUUUGCAAAAAGAAAUACACUGAGAAGUACAACCUCAAGGCUCAUAUGAAAACUCAUGACAAAGCUGAAAGACAGAGAGGGACACCAGCUCAACUCUCAUAA
Molecule: messenger RNA, 727 nt
Organism: Moneuplotes crassus
Lineage: Eukaryota; Ciliophora; Spirotrichea; Euplotida; Euplotidae
Source: the annotation of a GenBank genome assembly